Messenger RNA from Hemiscyllium ocellatum (epaulette shark), 3805 nucleotides. Its product is annotated as mucin-2-like. The transcript is spliced from 5 exons. The record is from RefSeq and is a predicted model, not a curated record. NCBI's taxonomy places the organism in Eukaryota, Metazoa, Chordata, Chondrichthyes, Orectolobiformes, Hemiscylliidae. Bases 107 to 1240 code for a protein of 377 amino acids.
ACUGAGGCAGACAAGCGUCUUCUCUUUUUCUCCUACUGUGUGACUCAUUCACAGGUUAUUUAUAGCUUUUUCGUCGGGGAUUCAGUCCGAGCUUUCGGGAUCGGUAAUGAGGAUGGAGACAGUAGACCGCUGGAGGAUCUGUUUGUGUCUUUUUGUUACAGUGUUCACCUCUUCUCGGGGAAAUCAUCAUCCAACAAGCCCAGGUGAUUCAAUAACUGCAAUGCCCCGUGAUACACCUGCAUUCAAUUUGAAUUCAACUGUAAUGGGAAUUAUUAACUAUACAGCAUCAACAGCCGAUACUAUCAAUGACACUGUCACUCAAGCAGACAUUGGAAGUACCAUGGCUUUUACUUCUAUAACACCAAGCCUGAAAAGUGAAACUAGCUUUAACGAUUCAUUAGAGAAGUCAACUGUCAGUAUGCUGACUACUGCACCAAAUAUCAGCAACCUGACCCAAAAGAGUGGAUUGGCUAAUGAUACAAGCAGUGACCUGCAAAGAUCUGUAAAUAACAGUAGUCCCAUUCCAAAAUCUGUGAGUCCCAGCGUUAGCUCCGUUGUAACAGAGUCAAAUGGAAAUGAUGCUGAAGGGAGUUCUACUGUCAAAAUUACAGCAAUCCCAAAGCAAACAGAGACCUCUGUGAAAGUGUCUUCAACUUACAAAGACUCCACGCUCACAGUUAAAUCAACUGGUAUGUCUUAUACAUCAUCUGCUGGACAGAAGGAAUCCAAAGAUGCAACCAGCAGCUUUCCAACUGAACCAUCCCCAGUGUCUACAACUCUACCAAUGCAACCAACUUCCAAGACCAGGUUAACUUCCAUGACAACCAGUCGCUCUGUAAUGCCAUCCACUGUCAUUAUGCCCCUGUCCACCAGUCACACAAGCCCCACCACCACCACCACCACCACCACCACUGCCACAACUGUGAGAGCAACUGCUCGAAGAGGCACCACAAUCAACAUAGCAACCACUUCAUUUUCUGUGCAGCAUAUCGAGGGGAAUUUGGCCAAUACCAAAGAGAUGGUGAAUGGGAGGCCGGUUUCUAAUCCAAAUGGAACCAGAAUGGACCCUCUUGUUAUAGGGCUCACCACAGUUUUCUUUAUAAUUAUUGGAAUUGUUUCAAUACUUGGGUUUCUGAAGUACCGUCAGCGAAACAACCAACCAGAAUUCCGGCGUCUUCAUGAGCUCCCAAUGGAUGACAUGAUGGAAGAGGAUACCCCUUUGUCUCUCUACAGCUACUAGAAGUCUGCUGCCAACAAACUCAUCAACUUGCACAAUGUUGCAACUACUGUGUUUUGAAGUAUUGUUAGCUGGCAUGCUAAGGACUUUGUUUUUGCAGUUUUCUUUUACGUGAGCCAAAUUUGCAUUUAAAAUGUGUAUUUGCUGUGUUUUUUUUUUGAAACCCCCAUUUGGGGAACUGCUAGGAUUGAACAUUGGUCAAAAUUAAGAUUUAUUCCCUGCCCAAAAUAUUACCCUUUUAUAUCCACGGACCUUUUUUAACUAUACCUGUUUAUUCAACCAAACUUGUAAGUUUGCAACUUUUUAAAAACAAUUAAGAGGCCAAUGAUGAUCAUUCCUGUAUGUCUAAAUUUUUAGGAGAAAUUGCUGUUGUCCAUUCAGGUGCCAAAGGAACUAGGGGGUCUAAGAUUUGCAUUAACAAAUAUCAGGAAGUCUGAAGAUUUACUCUAAAUGGUUUGGGCCUGUUCUGGUCAACCUAAUGUAUCAUAUUAUGAAAUUGUACUUCAUAGUUAGCACAUGUGGGUUGAUUUGAACUCUUAUUCUACCAAAAUCUUUAUCAUUUGCACUCAAUGCUGAUUAUGUUUUUGUUUGAUCAGGAAGUAUUGGUGUUGUAAGCAACUACUUGGAGGGAAUAAAACUAGUUCAAUUUUCUUACUUGAAUUAAAUUUUAAAAUUGGAUGAUAGAAAAACCUUGAUUGAAUUUCAAACAUUUUGGAAGAAAAUGUAAUCUUUAUUUCCAGCUUCCCUAAUAAUGUAGGGAGCUAUAUUGCACCAUAAUGGAUCAAAUCACACCACCAAUAAAGGGAACUGAAAUGUGGAAAUUAAAGGUGUGAUAUGAAUCAAAGGUAUGACUUGUAUCUAAAAGCCAAUGUUCUCUUGGAUCUGUAGUUUCCUCCUUAAUCUAGAUUAGUUCUUCUACCAUUGUAAUGCCUUUGGUUCAAACCUUUUGAUUCCAAUUAAUUCUAGUCCAUGUCCAGCAAAGUGAACAAUUCAAUUACGUUAUUAUAGCCAAAUCAAACUUUUUUGUUACUGGUAAAGCUACAAUGAGAGAUGUUGUCUUGGUUGCAAGUUCCAUAUAUAUUUUGAAAGUUCGGGGAAUGAUGUUACAUGAUUUGCAGUAAUUCUUUGAACUAUUAUUAGGGUGCAGCCCUAGAAAAACUUUUAUUUUACAAGCUAAUUUUUAAAAAAAAGUUCUUGAUGCAGUCUCACUCAGAUGUCUGUUGUCAUAAUUGAUUCAGCUGGGAAAAAAAAUUAUGGCAGGAGGCUUAAGUUGUAAUUGAGAUUAUUCCUGUUUAGUUGAAUGUGAUCAAUACACAUUGAAUAUCAAGUUUGGGGAGUUCACUUUUUUUUCUCUGUCUACCUUUCUAUUUGUAACAAUGAUAAAUUUCUGUAAAGUUGUAAUGUCUGACCCUCUCCAAAUCUGGGAUUAGGGGUGCUUUUUUGUUCCAACCUUUAGGUAAAAUGUUACCUAGUUCAAAGUUAAAUACCCAGGAUUCAAUUCAAAGCUGAAAUGGUUAUAGACUAGUUUAUUGCAGAUUUAUUAUUUUCUGGUAUAGAUGUCACUUCCUUCAUUUGUCUAAUAUUUACACAACAGGUACAUGAGAGUUUCAUAUUUUGGGUCGUGUAGAACUGUUCAUGGUUGUCAUAGAGAUGGAUCGCAUGUUUUUCCUUUUAACCUUGCAUUUUACUUUUAUUGUCAUAAUUUCUUUCAGGUUUUAUCUUCAAAAAUUGCCACCAUGAGCAUGGUUCAAAUCUUUUUACCCUAAUCAUUUAUAGAUCAAGAUUAUGCUUUACGUAAUCGCUCGUUUCCACAGGAAUGUAAAUUAAAUGUAAUACAUAAACUAGAGAUCUAACCAGAUAAAGGCAUUUCCAAAGAUCCUCUAAGCCUAUUUCACCAUUCUAAGGUCAAAGCUGAUGAGUGGACACAUGUGUGAAUGAGAGAGGAAAAAUUACUUGCUGAUUUUGCUCUUAAGUGACCUAGCUCAAAUUUUAAUGUGAAUUCUCUUUGUUCUGUAUUUUUCUCACCAGAAGUUCUGAGUGUACCCUAUCAUCAUCCAGUAUACCAGUGUCUCUCCACAACUGAAGCAUCACUUCCUCUUUUGUAUUCCAAAUCCCUUGAUGGACCAUUCCAUUUGCCCUUUCAUUACCUGUCUACACAAACCUUCAAAUCCAAUUUGCAGCUUUCCCUAGAAUUAAUGAGAGUAGUUGUAUUUCUGGCCAAUUGCAAUCAUAAGGUGAAGGAUUGUGAGUACGUUUUCAGGGUUUUUUUGAGGGGGAGAAAAGUACAUGUCAGGUUGCGUAUGUUUGCACUGAACUGAAUUGUUAAAUACUUGUAGUAGGGCUGAGAAACACACUGACUGCAGUUUAUUGCUGGAUGAUUUGAGAUUUAAUCAUUUAAACAAGUUAACCAUGCAAGUUUUGUGGUGUUGGUUAUUUUGUACUAUAGGCUCCUUUUCCUUGUGUAAAAGUCAUAAUUCAAUGCAGUGUUGUUGAUUUUUGUCUGAGACUGGACAGGGUAGAAUAUUAAAUGCUGAAAAUGUGUUGCUGGUCAAAGCACAGCAGGCCAGG